AGGUUAGCGUUUGAGUGUCGCCGUUUGUUUGCAAAUGUUCCCGUGAAUGUGUGCGUUGUCUCCCCGCGAUUCCCAUGAAAAGCACAUAUUUGACUAACGCUUCGCGAGGCUUUGUCCAACGACGGCGGUAGUACGUCGCGCGGUGCUGCACGAGACACUUGUCAUGGAAGCCGUGGUGGCCGUCCACGUUGGCGCUGGCUUCCAUGCGCCGGAGAAAUUGCCCGACUACCGGCGAGUGUGUGCCGCAGCCUGCCGUCGCGCCGUGGGUGUGCUGGAGCGCUCAGACGGCAGCGCGCUCGAGGCGGUGGCGGGCGCCGUGGCUGUGCUCGAAGACGACCCGCUGACCAACGCUGGUUUCGGCUCCAACCUAACGGCUUGCGGUCGCGUCGAGUGCGACGCCUCCGUAAUGGACGGUCGCACGCUGGGUUUCGGCGCCGUAGGCGCGCUGCCGCGUGUAGCCAACCCGGUGCUCGUGGCCGAGGCGCUGUGUCGCGCGCAGCAGGCCGGCCCUCUGUCGCUGGGCCGCACGCCGCCUUGCUUCCUGGUGGGAGAAGGAGCACUGCGAUGGGCGCGCGAACACGUGCUGCCCAACGUGGAGCGCAUGCCCGAGGCCCUGGUGUCCACCUGCGUGCGUAGACGCUACAUCAAGCUCAAACGCAGGCUCGACCACUGCGCGACCGAGGAAGCCUUGGUGCGCAAGAGCCCCCUGGGGCCCGUGACGCCAAAGCGCGAGGCCGAUGACGAGCCGUGGAUGGUGAAGUUGGACGCGGCGAACGAGAGAUCGACGGAUACCACGUCCAAGGGCUGUUCCAGCUCGGACAGCGAUCCGCCUCAGUUAGACACGGUGGGCGCUGUUUGCAUGGACCGGCGGGGUAACGUGGCUGCCGCCGUGUCCAGCGGCGGUAUCUGGCUCAAGCACACCGGCCGCGUCGGCCAGGCGGCCGUCUAUGGCUGCGGCUGCUGGGCUGAGAACGCGGACGGCGACGGUGGCUGUGCCGUGGCUGUUUCCAGUUCGGGUUGCGGGGAGCACCUCAUUCGGAGUGCACUGGUGCGGCAGUGCGCGCGGACGCUCAGGCAUUCGAAUGACGACGGACCCGUUGUAACGCUCGACGCUUGCUUCCGGCGGGACUUUCUGCAGUCGCCUUUCCUCAACGAUACGAAUGAACGGCUAGCUGGAAUCCUGGCCCUUCGCUGGGACCCUCAGUGUGGCAGUGGCGAUUUGCUGUGGGCCCACACGACGCGUUCUAUGUGUUACGGGUACAUGAUGACGGGCGGGAGCAGACCCAUUUUUGACUGCUCAGAGAUGCCAGACACCAUGGUUGCUGGGUCCAAGGUAAUGCUCGGUGGAACGCCAAUCGGAACUCGGCGCUUUGAUGAAGCAGAUUUGUGAUGUCUUCAACACCAAUCCUGGUUCCAGUGCCACGGUGAACAGGAGGUUCACACGUGGUGAAAAACCGGCAGAUAGACUUGGAAAUUCAGAAUUAAGUAACAUCAUCCUGUAAACAUUUUCAUUCUUGUUUUGUACUUUAUACGUCCUAAGAAACUUUGUAAUAGUUGGAACAGUGCUACAAUCUUCAAUCAAGUAUUACAUACAAGGCUCAAUUGUAGGCUUCUUGCUUGUUUCGUGUAUUUGUGUAAAUCUCUCUUUAUAAAAUUUAUAUAUUACAGCCAGGCAAGUCAGCUGGCCCAACUAAAUGGGAAAAGAGUUCCCAAUUUUGUUUGUACAACAUACUGAAUUUGUUUCGGUUGAUAUGCUUAUUCGUAUGGGUGCCCAUAAGAAAGGAAGCACCUGUAAGUUAUUGUGAUGUGUUCUAGUCAGCCUUAGAUCUCCAAAUAAAACUGAACAGUUAUGUUAUUCAGUGUAUUGUGUUGGCUUUGUUGUUUCAACUGUAUUGUAUGCAUCUGUGUAUAAAUUGAAAUUAGUGCAAUGCUGAAAGCAAAUAACAGCACAUUUCUGUGAACUCAAAGAAUGCAGAUGGCGUUGGGCUCUUGUCAUUGAAGUAAAUUUAUAACAGAGCAAAAUAAAACUUGCUUGUAUGCCAGUUGAACUGGCACUGUCUGGUAUGGUGGAAUGCAUGUUUUCCAUCUUGACUACAUAAUAUCACAUAUACUUUGGGCAAAUCGGAGUGAAUCACAUGUUGAUACCAAAUGCCAAUCGAAAAAACAUCUCUCUUACUACCAUGGUUGCCAUAACGCUGAAAUAUGUUUAGACUCUGCCACAAGGUGUCGCCUGUUAAUUCUGCACUAGCUCCAUUUUGACACAAAAUGGAGGAAGC
Dermacentor silvarum is the source of this 2276-nucleotide messenger RNA. It is a transcript of the gene Tasp1, whose product is annotated as threonine aspartase 1. The transcript has a single exon. Gene Ontology annotation, biological process: protein maturation. Bases 164 to 1390 code for a protein of 408 amino acids. The record is from RefSeq and is a predicted model, not a curated record. Gene Ontology annotation, molecular function: threonine-type endopeptidase activity. NCBI's taxonomy places the organism in Eukaryota, Metazoa, Arthropoda, Arachnida, Ixodida, Ixodidae.